Messenger RNA from Chrysochloris asiatica (Cape golden mole), 6114 nucleotides. RefSeq names its product envoplakin (gene EVPL). The coding region runs from base 1 to 6114 and encodes 2037 amino acids. Gene Ontology annotation, cellular component: cytoskeleton; cytoplasm; membrane. The record is from RefSeq and is a predicted model, not a curated record. Lineage: Eukaryota; Metazoa; Chordata; Mammalia; Afrosoricida; Chrysochloridae. The transcript is spliced from 22 exons. Gene Ontology annotation, molecular function: cadherin binding; structural molecule activity. Gene Ontology annotation, biological process: intermediate filament cytoskeleton organization; wound healing.
AUGUUCAAGGGGCUGAGCAAAGGCUCCCAGGGGAAGGGGUCCCCCAAAGGCUCCCCGGCCAAGGGCUCCCUGGCCAAGGGCUCCCCCAAGGGCUCCCCCAGCAAGCACAGCCGAGCCGCCACCCAGGAACUGGCUCUGCUCAUCUCUCGAAUGCAAGCCAAUGCUGACCAGGUGGAGAGGGAUAUCCUAGAGACCCAGAAGAGACUGCAGCAGGACCGACAGAACAGCGACUGCAGCCAACCUCUGCAGUACCAGCAGGAGACGGGCCGAAACCUGAAGGAAGCUGAGAUGCUGCUCAAGGACCUCUUUCUGGAUGUGGACAAGGCCCGGAGGUUCAAGCACCCACAGGCGGAAGAAAUUGAGAAAGACAUCAAGCAGCUGCAUGAACGUGUGACCCAGGAAUGCUCCGAGUACCGCGCCCUGUAUGAGAAGAUGGUGCUGCCGCCGGACAUGGGGCCCAGGGUGGACUGGGCAUAUGUCCUGGAGCAGAAACAGAAACAAGUGGGUGAGGGCCAGUAUGGGCCAGGCAUGGCAGAGCUGGAGCGGCAGGUGGCUGAACACAACAUCCUGCAGAAAGAGAUCGAGGCGUAUGGGCAGCAGCUACGGAACCUUGUGGGGCCGGAUGCAAAUACCAUCAGGAACCAGUACCAGGACCUGCUGAAGGCGGCCUCGUGGCGUGGCCAGAGCCUCGGCAGUCUCUACACGCACCUGCAGGGCUGCACGCGGCAGCUGAGCGCCCUGGCGGAGCAACAGCGGCGCAUUCUGCAGCAGGACUGGAGCGACCUCAUGGAAGACCCCGUGGGCGUGCGGCGGGAGUACGAGCACUUCAAGCAGCACGAACUGCUGAGCCAGGAGCAAAGCGUGAACCAGCUGGAGGACGACGGAGAGCGGAUGAUGGAGCUCCGGCACCCGGCCACCCGGACCAUCCAGGUGCACCAGGAAGCCCUGAAGAUGGAGUGGCAGAACUUUCUAAACUUGUGCAUCUGCCAGGAGAGUCAACUGCAGCACGUGGAGGCCUAUUCCCGGUUUCAGGAAGAGGCUGGUUCCGUCAGCCAGACCCUGGCAAAGCUCAAUUCCAGCCUGGAAACCAAGAACAGCCCUGCUCCAGGGGUUCCACCUGGUGCCUGCACAGAGCUACUCCGACAGCUGGAGGUGGAAGAGAAGCAGCUGGCAAUGGCUGAGAGGACUGUGAGGGACCUGCAGCAGAGAAGCCAGGAGGUGGUCCCACUGCCCCUCCGCAGAAGUCCGCCCCAACAGCCCCUGCAUGUUGACAGCAUCUGUGAUUGGGACUCCGGAGAAGUACAGCUCCUUCGGGGUCAGCGGUACACACUGCUGGACAAUUCUGACCCACACACCUGGGUCGUGCAGAGCCCCGGUGGGGAGACCAAGCACGCCCCAGCCGCUUGCUUCUGCAUCCCAGCGCCGGACCCUGAUGCUGUGGCCAAGGCCUCCAGGCUGGCCUCGGACCUGCAGGCUUUGAAGCAGAAACUGGCCACUGUCCAGAGCAGCCUGAAGACCAGUGUAGCAGAACCCACACGGCCGGACCAACAGGUUCCUACCAGCUUGGCCCCAGCCAACCCACAGGCCCAGAAACUCCUGACUCAGAUGACUCGGUUGGACGGGGACCUGGCGCUGAUGGAGAAGCAGGUGUUGGCCUGGGUCCGGGCCCCACUGAGCCGCACUUCACCCCUAGAGGACCUGGAGGCCCGAGUCUGCAACCACAAGAGCCUGGUCCAGCGCCUGCAGAGUCUGGGAGCUGAGAAGGAGGUCGCCCAGCGGGAGUGUGAGGCCUUCCUGUCAGCACGGCCUGUGGGCCCCGUGGCCCUGCAGCUGCCUGUGGUCCUCAACAAUGUUAAGAACAAAUACAGCGACUUGCAGGUUCUGUGCAGCCUCUAUGAAGACAAAGCCAAGGCCGCCCUGGGUCUGGAGCAGCAGAUCCGAGAUGCAGAAAAGGUUAUCUGUGGCUUCGAGUCCACCCUGACUCAGGAGGCCCCCAUCUCCGAUGGCCCUGAUGCACUGCAGCAGAGGGUCAGCGAACUGCAGCGCCAGCGGAGGGAGCUACUGGAGCAGCAGGCCUGUGUGCUGGGGCUGCACCGAGAACUGAAGGCCACCGAGCACGUGUGCAGCGCGCUACAGAACAACUUCUGUGAGUUCUGCCAAGACCUGCCUCGCCAGCAACGCCAGGUGCGAGCCCUCACUGACCGCUACCACGCCAUAGGGGAUCAGCUGGACCUGCGGGAGAAGAUGGUGCAGGACAUUGGCCUCACCUACCAGCAGUUCAAGAACUGCAGGGACAACCUGAGCUCCUGGCUGGAGCAUCUGCCCCACAAUCAGGUGCGGCCCCAUGACGGGCCCAGCCAGAUGGCUUACAAGCUGCAGGCACAAAAGAGAUUGCUGCAGGAGAUCCGGGGCCGAGAGCGGGACAAGAUCAUGGCAUCCUGCCUCUCCCGGGACCUGCAGGCUGCUCUCCAAGACUAUGAACUGCAGGCAGAUACCUACCGCUGCUCCCUGGAGCCCACCCUGGCAGUACCAGCUCCCAAGAGACCUCGAGUGGCUCCUCUGCAGGAGAGCUUCCAGGUCCAGGAGAAGAACUUGACCAAGGCCUAUACGGAGGCUGCAGCUGCGCAUCAGCAGCAGCUACACCAGCUGGAGUUUGCCAUAAAGAUGCUGGAGAAGAAGGAGCUCAGUGAGGACAUCCAGGUGACCCAUGAUGCAAAGCAGGGCUCUGAGAAUCCAGCGCAAGCAAGGCGGGAGUCCGAGGCACUGAUGUCCCAGCUGGAAGAGGAGAGGAAACAGGUGGCCCAGGUACAGCGUGAGCUGGAAAAACAGAGGGAGCGGCUGCUGCAGCUGAGGACCCAGCGGCCCUUGGAGAGGCUGGAGGAGAAGGAGGUGGUGGAGUUCUAUCGGGACCCUGAACUUGAGAGCAGGCUCUUCAAGGUUAAAUGUCAGGUGGAGGAGGAGGGCAAGAAACGCGCUGGCCUGCAGGCAGACCUGGAGGCGAUGGCCCAGAAGGUGGCGCAGCUGGAGACCAAAAAAAAGUCCAUGCAGCCUCAUCUGCUGACUAAAGAGGUCACCCAAAUUGAGCGGGACCCCAGCCUGGAAAACCAGGCAGCCCAGCUCAACAGCAAGAUUGGGCAGCUCCGGGGGGAGAACACCGCCAUCUCUGCCCGGCUGGAGGAGCUGAAGAAGGAGCUGCUGGCUCUUGAGCAGAAGGAGGUAACUGUGAAGGAGAAGGUGGUGGUGAAAGAAGUGGUCAAGGUGGAGAAGGAUCUGGAAAUGGUCAAGGCAGCCCGGGAUCUAAAGCUGCAAAUUGAAGCGGAUGCAGCACGGAGGAAGUUGGCCCAAGAGACAGGGACCAAGUUACGGGCUCGCAUAGAAGAACUAGAGCGUGCCAUCAGUUCCGUGGAGCCCAAGGUGAUCGUGAAGGAGGUGAAAAAGGUGGAGCAAGACCCCAGACUUCUUAAGGAGUCGUUCAAGCUGAGGAGCCUCCUGGAGGAGGAGAGAAACAAGAACGAGGCAUUGGCCAAGGAGCUGAAGGAGCUGCACAGAAAGUACAGCAAGGUGGAGAAGCAGAAGCCCAAGGUGGAGUUCCGUGAGCAGGUCCGAGAGGUCUUCCAGGUGGACCCCGAGACGGAGCAGGAGAUCGAGAGGCUCCGGGCGCAGCUGCAGGAGACAGCCGGCAAGCGGAGCAGCAUUGAGAAGGAGGUGGAGAAGCUGCUAGCCGAUCUGGCGGUGCUGCGGGCCCAGAAGCCCACGGUGGAAUACAAGGAGGUGACGCAGGAGGUGGUGAGACACGAGAAGAACCCUGAGGUGCUGCGGGAAAUCGACCGGCUGAAGGCCCAGCUAAAUGAACUGGUCAAUAGCAGCGGCCGGUCUCAAGAGCAGCUCAUCCGGCUGCAGGGUGAGCGCGAUGAGUGGAGGCGGGAGCGCUCCAAGGUGGAGACCAAGACGGUGAACAAGGAGGUGGUGCGCCAUGAGAAGGACCCUGUCCUGGAGAAGGAAGCUGAGCGGCUGCGCCAGGAGGUGCGGGAGGCGACCCAGAAGCGGCGGGCUGCAGAGGACGUGCUCUACGAGCUCCAGAACAAGUUUCUGCUGCUGGAGAGGAGGCGACCCGAGGAGAAGGUGGUGGUGCAGGAGGUGGUGGUCACCCAGAAGGACCCGAAACUCCACGAGGAGCACAGCCGGCUGAGCCACAGCCUGGACGAGGAGGUGGGCCGUCGGCGGCAGCUGGAGCGGGAAGUACAGCAGCUGCGCGCUGGUGUGGAAGAGCAGGAGGCCUUGCUCAGCUUCCAGGAGGACCGCAGCAAGAAGUUGGCUGUGGAGAGGGAGCUGCGGCAGCUGAGCUUGAGGAUUCAGGAGCUGGAGUCGCGGCCACCGACUGUGCAGGAAAAGAUCAUCAUGGAGGAGGUGGUCAAGCUGGAGAAGGACCCGGACUUGGAGAAGUCCACAGGCACCCUGCAGCGGGACCUGGACCAGGAGAAGGCCCAGGUAAUGGAGUUGCAUCGGGAGUGUAAGAACCUGCAGGUCCAGAUUGAUGUCCUGCAGACCACCAAGUCCCAAGAGAAGACCAUCUACAAGGAAGUGAUCCGGGUGGAGAAGGACCCGGUGCUGGAGGGCGAGCGGUCACGUGUGUGGGAGCUGCUCAACAGGGAGCGGGCAUCCAGGAAGGACCAGGAGGAGGUGGCAAGACAGCUGCGUGAGCACAUCGACAGGGCCGAGGCACUGGGCAGGACCUGGGCCCGGGAAGAGGCCGAGCUGCACAGGGCCAAGGAGCAGGCGGACCAGGAGCGCCGGCAGUUGCAGCAGCAGCUGCGUGACCUGGAGCUGCAGAAACAACAGCAGGUGCUGCGCCUGCAGGAGGAAUCCCAGGUGCUUAGCAAGAAGACAGAAAGCGAGCGGCAGCGGGCGACCCAGCGUGGCCAGGAGCUCUCACAGCUGGAGGCUGCCAUCCUCCACGAGAAAGACCAGAUCUACGAGAAGGAGCGGGCCCUGAGGCACCUCCACAACAAGGUCAGCCAAGAGGAGCUCAGCCAAGAGACCCAGACUCGCGAGACCAACCUUUCCACCAAGAUCUGCAUCCUGGAGCCCGAGACGGGGAAGGACAUAUCCCCUUACGAGGCCUACAAGCGGGGCAUCAUCGACCGGGGCCAGUACCUCCAGCUACAGGAACUCGAGUGUGACUGGGAGGAGGUCACUACCUCAGGGCCUUGCGGGGAGGAGUCCGUGCUCCUGGACCGCAAGAGUGGGAAGCAGUACUCCAUCGAAGCUGCCCUCCGCUGCCGGCGCAUCUCCAAGGAGGAGUAUCACCUGUACAAGGUCGGCCGGCUGCCCAUCUCUGAGUUCGCGCUGCUCGUGGCGGGUGAGACCAAGCCCUGCUCCUCACUGUCCAUUGGCUCCAUUAUUUCCAAGUCCCCGCUUGCCUCCCCUGCCCCCCAGAGCAUCAGCUUCUCGUCCAGCUUCUCUUUGGGGCUCAGUGAUGACAGCUUCCCUAUCGCCGGGGUCUACGACACGACCACAGAUAACAAGUGCAGCAUCAAGACGGCCGUGGCCAAAAACAUGCUGGACCCCAUCACCGGGCAGAAGCUGCUGGAGGCCCAGGCGGCCACAGGGGGCAUCGUGGACUUGCUCAGCCGGGAGCGUUAUUCGGUGCACAAGGCCGUGGAACGUGGGCUGAUCGAGAACACAUCAAUGCAGAGGCUGCUCAAUGCUCAGAAGGCCUUCACUGGCAUCGAAGACCCAGUCACCAGGAAGAGGUUGUCUGUGGGUGAGGCUGUGCAGAAGGGCUGGAUGCCUCAUGAAAGCGUGCUCCCGCAUCUGCAGGUGCAGCACCUGACCGGAGGGCUCAUCGACCCCAAGCGCACCGGCCGCAUCCCCGUGGCCCAGGCUGUGCUUGCGGGGAUGAUCAGCGAGGAGCUGGCUCAGCUCCUACUGGAUGAGGCCGGUUAUGAGAAGGAUCUCACUGACCCCCUCUCCAAGGAGCGGCUGAGCUACAAGGAGGCCAUGGGGCGUUGCCGCAGAGACCCCCUGAGUGGCCUACUGCUGCUCCCGGCUGCACUGGAGGGGUACCGCUGCUACCGUUCUGCCUCCCCCACACUGCCGCGCUGUCUGCGCUGA